Molecule: messenger RNA, 3692 nt
Organism: Adelges cooleyi (spruce gall adelgid)
Lineage: Eukaryota; Metazoa; Arthropoda; Insecta; Hemiptera; Adelgidae
Product: collagen alpha-1(I) chain-like
Exons: 6
Coding region: 318-3293 (991 amino acids)
Cellular component (GO): extracellular region
Molecular function (GO): chitin binding
Source: RefSeq, a predicted model, not a curated record
CCGAAACGUGCACUCACAGUACCACACACACCGUCUUGUGCGUCUCCGUCGAUUGUACACGUUUGUAGCUGCUCUGCCGAAUCGGCCAAAUCAUCACGUUGUAUUUUUAUUGUAUAAAUUAUAUUGCAAUAUUUAAUUCAAACCGAAAAACGUUCGUUUUCAAAAGUUUCGGUGUUUUUGAUUUUUUUGUACCGUUCGUUUAGGUCGUUGUCUCUCUGUUGCGAUCGUGUCCACAGUGUCAGUGUGCUGCUAGUGUUGAUUUGCAGCCAACAAGAGCCUGUACGGUUUCAAACAUCACCGGUCGAAGGACGGACGACAUGAAGACCUCCCACUUGCAGUUAUUGUGCGCCGCACUAUUGGCGUUUUGCCAUUUUGCCGGGGCACAAAAUGGCUAUAGCUACGACAAACCUGCGAACCCUUUGAACGGACCCAGUUCGCCACGGCCGUUCGGUACCUCGCAGCCAGCUCGGCCGACUGUUUCCAGCUUCCCUGGAUCGUUUCCCAGCACCGCAGGAUCGUAUCCCACCUCUCCGGAUCAGUUUGGCUUCACCGGACCAACGGGUUCGCCCAGUUACACCGGAGGCUAUCCAACGACAAUACCGCAACAAGAUUACACCACAGCCAACUUCCCUGGUUCGGCGUCGUCUCCGGGUUUCGGCAGCGGCGUAACAGCUGGCCCCCAAAGACCGAGCUACGGUCCCACCGGACAAGACAGUGUUGGAGUGCCUCAAAGCGGAAACGGUUACGGCGGAUCUGGUGGACCUAGUAGCGUUUCCGGUUCGCCGGGUUUCGGUUCCGGAAAUGCGCCGACCGGUUUCGGAUCUAGCUCGAGGCCAACCGGGUUCGGCGGACAAGGACCGAGCGCGUUCGGUUCUGGCAACGCACCUGGUAGUUACGGUAACGGGGCUGGACAGGGACCUACUGGUUUCGGUUCUGGCAAUGCACCUGGUAGUUACGGCAAUGGCGCUGGACAAGGAACUACUGGUUUUGGAAACGGAAAUGCCCCAGGUUACGGCGGCAGUAGUGCACCAGGACAAGGAGGUAGACCGGGAUCUAAUGCAUUUGGUAUUGGAAACGCGCCAGGAAAUUACGGAGGUGGUAAUGCUGGUGGACAAGGACCAAGCAGUGCUUUUGGUGGAAGCUCUGGUGGACAAGGGCCAAGUAGUGCUUUCGGAGGAGUCGCUGGUAGCCAAGGACCAAGCAGUGCUUAUGGUGGGAGCUCCGGCGGUCAAGGGCCGAGCAAUUCUUAUGGUGGUAGUUCCGGUGGACAAGGGCCCAGUUCUUCUUUCGGUGGAAUAUCCGGUAGUCAAGGACCAAGCAGUGCUUUUGGCGGAAGCUCCGGUGGACAAGGCCCAAGCAGUGCUUUUGGUGGAAGCUCCGGUGGACAAGGUCCUAGCUCUUCAUUUGGUGGAAUUGGUGGUAGUCAAGGACCAAGCAGUGCUUUUGGCGGAAGCUCCGGUGGACAAGGCCCAAGCAGUGCUUUUGGUGGAAGCUCCGGUGGACAAGGUCCUAGCUCUUCAUUUGGUGGAAUUGGUGGUAGUCAAGGACCGAGCAGUGCUUUCGGAGGAAGCUCCGGUGGCCAGGGACCCAGUGGUGAUGGCGAUGAUGGAUCAUAUCCAGGUGGUGACUUUUCUGCCAUUCCUGGAGAACCAGGAACCGACUACCCAAUAUUAUCUCAAAUUCCUAAAACAUCCUUUACAUGCAAUCAAAAGUUACCUGGAUACUAUGCUGACACUGAGACUAGAUGCCAAGUUUUUCAUAUUUGCUCAAACAAUAUUAAAUACGAUUUUCUAUGCCCGAAUGGAACAAUAUUCCAUCAACAACAUUUUGUCUGUGUUUGGUGGAAUCAGUUUGAUUGCUCAACUGCUGAGAGUUUGUAUGGGUUGAACGCAAAUAUUUAUGAUUAUUCCAAAGUAGGUUCACCAGGUCAAUCAGGCUCACAAGGCCCAGUUGCUAAUUUCCCUGGACAAUCCGGUCCCAUCGGUCCAGUUGCCAACUUCCCGGGACAAUCCGGUCCAUUUGGCCCGGUUGCCAACUUCCCAGGACAAUCCGGUCCAUUUGGUCCAGUUGCAAACUAUCCAGGUCAAUCGGGUCCCAUCGGUCCAGUGGCAAGCUUCCCCGGACAAUCGGGUGCAAUAGGGCCGACCGCCAACUAUCCGGGACAAUUUGGCCCAGUAGGACCAACGGCCAACUACCCAGGACAGUCCGGUCCAGUAGGACCAACCGCCAACUACCCUGGACAAUCUGGUCCAGUAGGACCUACUGCCAAUUACCCGGGACAGUCCGGUCCAGUAGGACCAACCGCCAAUUACCCUGGACAAUCCGGCCCAGUAGGACCGACCGCCAACUACCCUGGUCAAUCCGGUCCAUUAGGACCUACUGCCAAUUACCCGGGACAGUCUGGCCCAGUAGGACCUACUGCCAAUUACCCGGGACAAUCUGGCCCAGUUGGACCAACCGCAAACUACCCUGGACAAACUGGCCCAGUAGGACCUUCUGCCAAUUACCCGGGACAAUCAGGUCCAGUAGGACCUACUGCCAAUUACCCGGGACAGUCUGGCCCAGUAGGACCAACCGCAAACUACCCUGGACAAUCAGGUCCAGUAGGACCAACCGCCAAUUACCCGGGACAAUCCGGUCCAGUAGGACCAACCGCCAACUACCCUGGACAAUCCGGUCUAGUAGGACCUAGCGCUAACUACCCUGGACAAUCCGGUCCAGUAGGACCUACUGCCAAUUACCCGGGACAGUCUGGCCCAGUAGGACCAGCCGCAAACUACCCUGGACAAUCUGGCCCAGUAAGACCUACUGCCAAUUACCCUGGACAAUCUGGCCCAGUAGGACCAACCGCCAACUACCCUGGACAAUCUGGUCCGGUAGGACCGACUGCAAACUACCCGGGACAAUCUGGUGGAGUAGGACCGACCGCAAACUACCCGGGACAAUCUGGCUCAACUGGUCAAUUCGGCAACUACCCCGGACAGUCUCGACCAACCGGACCUUCCGCUAACUACCCUGGACAAUCGCCUUCGAGUGGAUUCCCAGGACAACGUCCAAGCAGUUAUCCAGGGGCUCAAGGCCCGUCUUCGUAUCCAGGUUCGAGCUCUAACGGACGACCGAGUUCGCAAGAUUCCUAUGGUAGUACGGACACAGGUUUGUCGUACGGCCCUCCCGGUUCAUCGCCAACGGCCAUUCCUGGAACAACUUCAUCCCUAUCGGACGCACAAUUUGUAAAUAAUUUCAACAGUCCACCGGUACCCGAAAGAGAAUAUUUGCCACCUUACAAAAAAUAAUGAUCCAAGCUCAAAAUUGCCAUAAAACUUAGGUUUAUUACCACAUAUUGAUUACUUAGAGUAAGUUUUUUAAUUUUAUAGUGUUCUUGAAUUUAUUUUUUCUAUCAUUAUUUAAAAGCCACUUAUAACGUUUGAAAACCCCGAGAGGUUGUAUUUACAAAUUUAGUGAUUGUACAUAAAAUGAUUUGUUUAAUACUUACUAUGAUAUUUUAUACCUAACACCCGAUGUUAAGAUCAACCAAUGUUUUACCAUUAUAUUUUAAGUUUAUUAAAAAAAAAAUACCACUGAAUAUUUUUCUCUGUUGUCAUUUUAAUACUGCAAUUGAUUUAAGUGAUCUAAUGUUUUUUUUCAUACUAAUCUAUUUAUCUUGUUUAAUCUUUAAAGUUUUAUUGUACUAU